This is a messenger RNA of Fukomys damarensis (Damara mole-rat), 6526 nucleotides long. RefSeq names its product kinesin family member 26A (gene Kif26a). The transcript has 17 exons. Lineage: Eukaryota; Metazoa; Chordata; Mammalia; Rodentia; Bathyergidae. The record is from RefSeq and is a predicted model, not a curated record. Gene Ontology annotation, molecular function: microtubule motor activity; microtubule binding; ATP binding. Gene Ontology annotation, biological process: microtubule-based movement. Bases 1 to 5607 code for a protein of 1868 amino acids.
AUGGCUUGUCCCGCGCAUACCCCGGGCCUCCGCCUCCCGGGCGCAAGGCGCCACACCUACUUUCAGGCACACGCGCGGCUGCACAGGCACGCGUGCCACUCGCGGACACGCGGAAACAAAACUAGCGCUGGCACUGCACUUCGGAGGCGCCGGUUGCGCUACACUCACCCACGCAAGACAGGUGGCGCGGGCGGAUGGUGCCGCCACUGCCACACGAAACUGGUGGAGCUCAAGCGACAGGCAUGGAAGCUGGUCAGCGGGCCUGGGACUCCCCUCCGGGACCCCUGCCUCUCUGCUGUGCUCCUGGACAAGCUCUCGGUGCCUGGGGUCUUGCCUGCAUGCCGUCCCGAGGCCGAAAGCCGCUGUGAUGCCUGCGCCACACACCUGCACCAGCUCACCCGGGAGGCGCUGCGCCUGCUGCAGGCCCCUGCCAGCAGUGAGGACCCUGACAUCUCCCGGGGAGGCCUCGUACCUCCGGGCCCUGGUGCCAUGACCAGUCCCAGGGACGCACCUGCUCCUGCGGGAAGACAGCCUUCCGGCCCACCUGACAGGAGAAAGGGGCUGGCCUGGCCGGCUGGGCCCAGUGUCCAGGUGUCAGUUGCCCCUGCCGGCCUAGGUGGAGCAGUGAGCACUGUUACCAUCCAGACGCAGCCGUGCCUGGACGGAGUGUGGAACGUCUCAAAGGCCAGCAGCUUCCUGCCGCCCACCUGCCUGGCUGAGGCGGCAGUUGCUGCCGUGGCGGUGGUGGACUCUGUCCGAGAUGGUGCCUCCAUGGCCCCUGGUGGCCUGUCCAAGGCGUGGGGCCGAGCGGGGACCUGCACAUCGGCCCUGGUCACCCCAGCCCCUGGCACCUCAGUGGGGGGCUCCGCAGGCCCUUCAACUGCAGCCUCCUUCUUCAUAAGGGCUGCCCAGAAGCUCAGCCUGGCCUCCAAGCGCAAGAAGCACCACCUGGCACCCACCCCCUCGUCCCGUAGCACCUCCACCUACCCCACUGACUUCAGCAGUGUCCUGCAGCUGUGCCCUCCCCCGGUGCCACCCUGCCUGCUCAGAGCUGCCCCCAAGGCCAAGGACAACCCAGGCAGCUUCGGAAAGGUGAAAGUCAUGCUGCGCAUCUGGCCAGCACAGGGUGCCCAGCGCUUGGCCGAGUCUGCAUCCUUGCUGAAGGUGGACUCUCGGAAGAAGCAGGUGGCCCUGUACGAUCCGGUCGCUGGGCCCCCAGGGGCUGCGGGCUUCCGGCGUGCGGCCACUGCGGCCACGCCCAGGACGUUUGCUUUUGAUGCCGUCUUUCCUGCAGACUCGCAGCAGGCUGAGGUCUGCUCUGGGACCGUGGCCGACGUGCUCCAGUCUGUGGUUGGUGGGGCGGAUGGCUGCAUCUUUUCCUUUGGCCACAGGAGCCUUGGCAAGUCGUACACCAUGAUUGGGAAGGACAGCUCAGCCCAGAGCCUGGGUGUGGUGCCCUGCGCCAUCUCCUGGCUCUUCCGCCUGGCGGAGGAGCGCAGGGAGAGGACGGGCACGCGCUUCUCCAUCCGUGUCUCGGCUGUGGAGGUGUGCAGCUGGGACCAGAGCCUGCGGGACCUGCUGGCCGACGUGGCCUCUGGCAGCCUCCAGGACACUCAGUCUCCAGGCGUGUACCUGCGGGAGGACCCGGCGUGUGGGGCACAGGUGCAGAACCAAAGUGAGCUGCGGGCACCCACGGCCGAGAAAGCGGCCUUCUACCUGGACGCUGCACUGGCCUCCCGCAAUGCCCGGGCCAGUAGGGAGGAUGGGGGCCGCAGCUCCCACCUGCUCUUCACGCUGCAUGUCUACCAGUACCGUGUAGAGAAGUGUGGACAGGGGGGAAUGUCUGGAGGCCGCAGCCGCCUGCACCUCAUUGAUCUAGGCAGCUGUGAGGUGGCACCCGGCCGGGGUGAGGAGACUGCCGGGGGAUCCCUGUGUCUGUCCCUGUCGGCUCUAGGCAGUGUCAUCCUGGCUCUGGUCAACGGUGCCAAACAUGUGCCCUACAGGGAUCACAGGCUCACCAUGCUGCUCCAGGAGUCCCUGGCCACCACCAGCUGCCGCACCACCAUGAUUGCCCACGUGUCAGACGCUCCAGCCCACCACGCUGACACACUCAGCACCGUGCAGCUGGCCGCCCGCAUCCACCGCUUGCGCAGGAAGAAGGCCAAGCACGCAUCCAGCUCUUCUGGAGGGGAGAGCUCCUGUGAGGAGGGCCGGGCCCGCCGCACCCCCUACCUGCGGCCCUUCCACUCGCGUGCGGUGGCCCUGGUCCCUGAUUGCCCGGUGCCUGGCCUGCCCGGCGACCCCGACUACUCGUCCAGCAGUGAGCAGUCCUGUGACACGGUCAUCUAUGUAGGGCCAGGCGGGACAGCGCUGUCGGAUCGCGAGCUCACCGACAACGAGGGCCCUCCGGACUUCGUGCCCAUUGUCCCCUCCCUAAGCCGCUGCUGGCCCUCCGCUGGCCCCCGGGAUGCCGACCACUUCCGCUGUAGCACAUUCGCGGAGUUGCAGGAGCGGCUAGAGUGCAUUGAUGGCAGUGAGGGCCCUGGAGUCCCGGGCGGCAGCGACAGAGCCCAGGCCUGCCUGGCACAAGGAGGCAGGAAGCCUUCGCCACCUGAGGCCAUGUCCCUCAGGAAGGGUGUGGGCCCCCCAGUGGCAACUAGCACCCCUCGAGGCAGCCCUGGCCCAGACAUCCACCAGGGUGACCUGGACCCUGUCAGGGUUGGUGCCCAGGGUAACCAGCAAGAAGAUGGCAGCUCCUGGUGUGAGCCACUGGCUCCAGAAAAGGCUGCAGGGGCCGGAGGCCGGAGGCCGCUGCCCAGCCCGGCCCCUCCACCGCCCAGGCAGCCAGAAGCCCUGGGAGACCUGGUGGAACUCCGGGGAGGGGGCACUGACGGAGCAGUACGGACACCCCCCGUGGGCAUGAGUGGGCAGGGGCACUUCCCACUGGCCCUGGACUCAGCCUGCCCCUGCCCAUCCACGCGUGGCCAUCAUCUGGAGCGGGGCCUGCUGACCACCACAGUGACCCUGCAGCAGCCCGUGGAGCUGAAUGGCGAGGAUGAGCUUGUGUUCACAGUGGUAGAGGAGCUGCCCCUGGGGGCUCUGGCAGGCGCUGCACGGCCCUCCAGCCUGGCCAGCUUCGGCAGCGAUUGCUCCCUGCAGGCCCUGGCCUCGGGCUCUCGGCCAGUUAGCAUCAUCAGCAGCAUCAACGAUGAGUUUGACGCCUAUACCUCUCCGGCCUCUGAGGGACCUGGGGGGCCGCUGGAGGGAGGGUCCCGGCCAGGAGGUGGCCCUGGCUCCUCUGUUGGCUCCUGGCUCAAUGAGGUUGGUGUCUGUGCAGCUGCCAGCCGCAGCCCCACACCACAGCCUCCCUUUAGCCACGAUGCACCAGUUGGGCUUGGGCCUCCAGAGCUCCCUAUCUGGGGCAGCUCCCUGGAUGGUGUCAGGUCUGCUGAACAGGGCAGGCCUGAUGCUUCUGGCCCAGCCCAGAGUCCGUGCACUGGGGAAGCAGCUGCUGCGGGCCUGUCCCGAGCUGGCCGGGAGCCCUGGUCUAGGUCCUCUCAGGGCACCACCACAGCCCAGACCAUCCACUCCAGCCUUCCACGGAAGCCCAGGACCACCUGUGCGGCCAGCCAUAUGGUCUGCGCUCGCCCUGGCCGGAGCCCACCCGGCCCUGGAAGCCUGUUUGAGGACCCAUGGCUGCUGCGUGCAGAUGACUGUGAUGCCUCCAGCCCUACCCCAGGUUCCCCCUGGCUCCCUGAGGCACAAGCAGGGCCAGCUAAUGCCCAGCGGGUGGUGGAUGGCUGUGUGGUGGUGGCCAGGGUGGCCCGCAGGCCAGAGGCUGUGGCUUGGAUCCCACCGCUGCGGCGGGGAGCCACCACACUGGGGGUGACUACACCUGCCAAUUCCUGUGGGGACGCUGUGGCUGAGGUGGCUGCCUGCUCCACCAACCUGAGGGGUUCUCCUGGCAGCAAGAAGGGCAUGGCUCACAAGGGAGGCUUCUUCCCGAGGCCUGGUGGGGCAGCCCCCCCAGCCCCUCCCGUGCGCAAGUCCAGCCUGGAGCAAAGCGGCCCAGCCCAGGCCCCCAUCCUGGCCCCCAGCCUCACCCGGACAGGGGCUACUGCCACCUUUUGUGGGGAGGAGGAGGCUCGGCCCAGUGGCCGGCCUGACCAUGCCAUUCCUAAGGCCACAUCCAGCCUCAAGGCCCGGACAGGCAGGAUGGAGGUGGCCCACCGUCCUGCUGGCCACAUGUCCCUGGAGCGGUAUGAAGGCCUGGCACACAGCAACAGCAAGGUCCGGGAAGCCCCUGGACGGCUGCCCCGGGCUGUGCCCAGGCUGGGUGUGCCAUCUGCUAGCCCCAUGCCCGGGCCGUCCCCUGCUGGCCGGAGCAGCGCAGCAAAGUCCAUGGGUGCCCCCAAGCUCCCAACUGGUGGGGCUAAGAGCCGCAGCUUCAUGGCCAGUGGCUCUCGGGCUCUGGGUGGGUCAGUGAAGCCCCUGGCCCCAGUGGCUGGCAGGCCCCCUGGUGGCCCUGGGACAGGACCCCGAGUGGCCCCACGGGCUGCUCCUGGAGUUGGGGCCAAGGCUGGCCGGGGCACCAUCAUGGGCACCAAGCAGGCACUCCGGGCUGCUCACAGCCGCGUGCACGAGCUGGCAGCUGGUGGGGCUCCAGUCAGGGGCGGCUUCUCUUGGGGCUCCGCGGACUCGGACAGCGGCAAUGACAGCGGUGUGAAUGUCGUGGAGGAGCAGCCACCUGCGGGCCCCACCCUACCCUCUCCCUACAGCAAGGUGACAGCACCCAGGCGGCCCCAGCGCUACAGCAGCGGGCACGGCAGUGACAAUAGCAGCGUGCUGAGCGGGGAGCUCCCGCCCGCCAUGGGCCGCACGGCCCUCUUCUACCACAGCGGUGGCAGCAGUGGCUAUGAGAGUGUGAUGCGGGAUAGUGAGGCCACCGGCAGCGCAUCCUCGGCCCCAGACUCGAUGAGUGAGAGCGGGGCUGCCUCCCCGGGGUCCCGCUCCCGCAGCCUCAAGUGCCCCAAGAAGAGGGCCACAGGUCUGCAGAGGCGGCGGCUGAUCCCAGCCCCAAUGCCCGAGGCUGCUGCGCUGGGCCGCAAGCCCGCUCUGCCUGGGCAGUGGGUGGACCUUCCCCCGCCACUGGCCGGCACUCUGAAGGAGCCCUUCGAGAUCAAGGUGUAUGAGAUUGACGAUGUGGCACGUCUGCAGCGUCACCGCCUGCCCCCACGGGAGGACCUGGCCCAGCCCUCCCAGGAAUCGGAGAAGGGCCUGGUGAGUGUCAGCUCCAAGCUGCGGCUGGCUGAGCGCAGACAGCAGCGGCUUCAGGAGGUACAGGCCAAGCGCAACCAUCUCUGUGAGGAGCUGGCUGAGACCCAGGGCCGGCUGAUGGUGGAGCCUGGCCGCUGGCUGGAGCAGUUUGAGGUGGACCCGGAGCUGGAGCCCGAGUCGGCUGAGUACCUAGUGGCUCUGGAGCGAGCCACAGCCGCCCUGGAGCAGUGUGUGAACCUGUGCAAGGCCCACGUCAUGAUGGUCACCUGCUUUGACAUCAGUGUCGCCACCACCACUGCUGUGCCAGGGCCACAGGAGGUGGACGUCUGAGGCCAGGCGCUGGACAGGGGAGGGGAUUGCAGGUGGUGUGAGGACCAGAUGUGAGAUGGAGUGAGGAUGUGGUGGGGCUGAGAGGCGAAGAUGGGAGGUCUCGGAGAGAUGUGGCGUGGGGAGGGGAGGGCCGGCUGGCGAGGAUGGAGCAAGCAAGGUCAGGGGGGCCGGGAGAUGGUCACCACCCCGACAGCCACGCAAGUGCCUUUUACCUCGAGUUGGACUCUUCUCCUUUUUGCAUUUGGUGCUAUGGACUUGAGACACCAGCAGACGUUUGCUGGGCCCCAGCUCUGGCAGCUGUGCCCAGCUGGCUCUGUCAACUCCACCUUCCUCAAGUGAGCAGUCCGGUCCCAGCCCUUGGUCAGGUUCAAGUUUCUUUUCCUUUGCAGCGGCUUCCUCUUGGCAGAGCAGGCGCUGGCGGUGGGAUCAUUGGAGCCGGAUGCUGUCCUUCCCUGAGGACCCUGCUCUGUCCUGAGGAUGCCAAGGGCCCUGGACGAGGGCCAGGCCACGUGCACACGAUGCCUUCUUCCACGGCAGGAAUUCUUACCAAAACUGCAAGCAAAAAAACCCACAACAAAACCAAUCACCUAUGCCAGAGACAGGGGUAAGGGUUUUCUAAAUGUUCUGUUAGGUUCCUAUUUUUGUAUCAUUUUGCCUAUGAACACGGAGUUUGCUGUGGGAAUUUGAAGACAAAUGAUCUAUGUUUUUAUGGUUUUCUACAGAAGUUGUUUGGGGCCGGGCUCUUUGUGGAGGUCCUACGUGCAGGGUGGGCCUGCAGCCUGUGAUGUUCCUGCUCCACAGGCCUGUUUUCUGACAUUGCGUGUUUUAUAGGAUGUCUGAACCUUUGUACAAACGUGUAGAUAACAUCUUGCUAUGGUUUUUAUUUGUGAAUAAAAGAGUUGAUCACAUGGUCCCUUGC